Messenger RNA from Pelobates fuscus (common spadefoot toad), 2220 nucleotides. RefSeq names its product oocyte zinc finger protein XlCOF6.1-like. Gene Ontology annotation, molecular function: DNA-binding transcription factor activity, RNA polymerase II-specific; RNA polymerase II cis-regulatory region sequence-specific DNA binding. Gene Ontology annotation, cellular component: chromatin; PcG protein complex; nucleus. NCBI's taxonomy places the organism in Eukaryota, Metazoa, Chordata, Amphibia, Anura, Pelobatidae. The transcript has 2 exons. The coding region runs from base 212 to 1507 and encodes 431 amino acids. The record is from RefSeq and is a predicted model, not a curated record. Gene Ontology annotation, biological process: regulation of transcription by RNA polymerase II.
UCGGCCAUGUUGGGUGUAUGUUACAGCAGGAAUGUGUAUAUCAACAAAGGGAUCGAACAUAAUAUGUGACUUGUGAUCAAUAAAUCCUGGCUGAUUAAUAGACGGUAUGUUAUUGUAAGUCAGCUAUCAUCAAACAUAACAGGUGUUUACAUCAGCAGAAGUAAGAAGUUCUGAAGGGCGUGACAAGAACAGAACUACACUAAGCAAAACUAUGGAGAGAUCUUUUAAAAUAAAGACCAAGGAUUCCACCAACUCUCCAAACUCAAGCAAUCUCUCAGAAUCCUAUAUGUCUACAAAGGAUAUAGUAAACAUAAACUCAAAUUAUUUUGCAUGUAUUGAAUGUGGUAAAUAUUUUGGCACUAAAGCAGAGCUUGUUUCACAUCAGAGAGCGCACACAGGGGAGAAUCGUUUCUUAUGCUCUGAAUGUGGGAAAUGUUUUACCCGUAAUUCAACUCUAGUUGAACAUCAGAGAACUCACACAGGAGAGAAACCUUUCUCAUGCACUGAAUGUAGAAAAUGUUUUGGCCAGUACGCAAACCUUGUUCGCCAUCAGAGUACUCACACAGGCGAGAAACCUUUCUCAUGUACUGAAUGUGGAAAAUGUUUUAGUCUUAAAGAAUAUCUUGUUAGACAUCAGAGAACUCACACAGGAGAGAAACCCUUUGCAUGCUCUGAAUGUGGGAAAUGUUUUUGUUCUAAGUCAUAUCUUGUUAUUCAUCAGAGAACUCACACAGGAGAGAAACCUUUCUCAUGCACUGAAUGUGGAAAAUGUUUUGGCCAGUCCGCAAACCUUGUUUGCCAUCAGAGAACUCACACAGGAGAGAAACCCUUUGCAUGUUUGGAAUGUGGGAAAUGUUAUCGCCUUCAGACUAAACUUGUUAGACAUCAGAGAACUCACACAGGAGAGAAACCAUUCUCGUGUUCUGAAUGUGGAAAAUGUUUUAGUCGUAAAGUACUUCUUGUUGCACAUCAGAGAACUCACACAGGAGAGAAACCGUUCUCAUGUUCUGAAUGUGGAAAAUGUUUUAGUCUUAAAGAAUAUCUUGUUACACAUCAGAGAACUCACACAGGAGAGAAACCGUUCUCAUGUUCUGAAUGUGGAAAAUGUUUUAGUCUUAAAGAAUAUCUUGUUACACAUCAGAGAACUCACACAGGAGAGAAACCGUUCUCAUGUUCUGAAUGUGGAAAAUGUUUUGGCCAGCACGCAAACCUUCUUUACCAUCAGAGAACUCACACAGGAGAGAAACCGUUCUCAUGUUCUGAAUGUGGAAAAUGGUUUAGUCGUAAACAAAUACUUGUUACACAUCAGAGAACUCACACAGGAGAGAAACCGUUCUCAUGUUCUGAAUGUGGAAAAUGUUUUGGCCAGCACGCAAGCCUUCUUUACCAUCAGAGAACUCACACAGGAGAGAAACCGUUCUCAUGUUCUGAAUGUGGAAAAUGGUUUAGUCGUAAAGAACAUCUUGUUACACAUCAGAGAACUCACACAGGAGAUAAAGCAUUCUAAUGUACUUAAUGUGGAAACAAUAGAGAACUCACAUGGGCGAGAAACCAUUCUCAUGUUACAUAUCUGAAAAGAGACAUGCAUUCAUCAAGUGCAACCUUUUUCACUUUUGUUUUUGAUGUUGAUCCUAAAGAAGGCAAAAUCCCCAGUCUAAAGUGCUUCCAAUUUUGCAUCAAACAAGAAAAAAAUUCAAUUUUAACCCCAGAAUGGCAGUCCAAUAUAUCCUUGAUUCAAAAAGUUAUUACCCUACUAAUUAAAAAUAUAUCCCUCUGCCGGACACACCAUCUGACAAGCCUCGCCACCUACCGGACUCAGUACCCCGGGACGUAAUCCUUUGUGCCCACUACCACCACAUAAAGGAACGUAUCUUAAAACAAAGCAGGAACAACAAGAAUAUACCCAGUAAAUAUGCAGACAUUAAAAUAUUCCCAGACCUGUCGGUGGAGACGCUGAGAAGACGGAAAACCUUCCAGCCAAUUACCAUCAUCCUCAGGCAGCACCAAAUAGCCUACCGAUGGGGAUAUCCUCUCAAACUUCUAAUCUCCAAAAACGGAACAACAGAGACGAUGCACUCACCAGAGGAUGGAGAAAGACUUCUCCGGGAAUGGAACCUACCUCCACUGAACAAAUCGCCACGUGAAGCCACUAAACUGCCAAGAGAGUGGCAGAAAGCAUAACAGCCAUGGACUUGUGCCAGCUACAUUGCACAACCACAC